This is a messenger RNA of Megalops cyprinoides (Indo-Pacific tarpon), 1646 nucleotides long. Its product is annotated as sulfotransferase 1C4-like. Gene Ontology annotation, cellular component: cytoplasm. Lineage: Eukaryota; Metazoa; Chordata; Actinopteri; Elopiformes; Megalopidae. The transcript is spliced from 8 exons. Gene Ontology annotation, molecular function: sulfotransferase activity. Gene Ontology annotation, biological process: sulfation. The record is from RefSeq and is a predicted model, not a curated record. The coding region runs from base 305 to 1204 and encodes 299 amino acids.
CUUCUCACGCAACAGUAAACACACGCUCCUCCUCCUUCCUUCUUUUUUCUAAUUCAGCCUUACAUUCGCUCCCCCUUCUCACGCAGCUAACUAUUGCUUCUCACGCAAGUUAGAUUUUUGGAUGAAGCUUUCGUUCCACGUAUAUUACUUCCAUACUCUGACGUGUCACAUGGAUCUUAGGCGCCAAUCAUAACUUAAUGUGAUGAGUACUCUCUGCUCCCCCCUCCCCUUUCGCUAACUUAAAUAACGAAAAAUCACAACGCUCAAAUGUGCAAGACACAAGAGAAACAGAAAUACGUAAGGGAUGCAGGGUGAAGGAUUGGAUAAAGGAGGGAGGGAGAUGCUGGUGGAGGGUGAGGGUGGAGUGUUUUUGGUCCCCUCUGUAACUGACAAGUGGAGGGAAAUCCAAGAAUUCCAGGCUAGAUCUGAUGACAUUCUCAUCGCCACCUACCCUAAAUCAGGGACAACAUGGGUGAUAGAGAUGGUGGAUGGGAUAAUGAAAGGAGGCGACACAUCGCUAUGCCUACAGAAACCCUCUGUGGCCAGAGCUCCAUUCUUGGAGCUUAACCCCCCCAAACCUUUCCCCUCAGGAUUGGAAAUGUUGCAGUCUCUGCCCUCUCCUCGUCUGGUCAAGACUCAUUUACCCUUUCACCUCCUUCCCCCCUCAUUCCUGGAGCAGAACUGUAAAAUGGUAUAUGUAGCUCGCAAUGCCAAGGACACUAUGGUGAGCUACUACCAUUUCCACCGCAUGAACAAAAGGCUACCAGAGCCUGGGCAAUGGGAACAAUUCUUUGAGAAUUUCCUCACUGGAAAAGUGGCCUGGGGCUCAUGGUUUGAUCAUGUGACUGGCUGGUGGAAGGAGAAGGAGAAUUGCCGGAUGCUCUACCUCUUCUAUGAGGACAUGAAAGAAAACCCUGCCAGAGAGAUAAGUAAACUUGCUAAAUUCCUUGGCAAGGAGAUUGACCAGGCUGGGAUUGACAGACUGGUUGACCAUACGUCUUUCCAAAAUAUGCAACACAACCCCAUGGCUAAUCAUAGCACACUUCCUGCAAACAUAUUUGACCAAGCAGUAUCACCCUUCAUGAGAAAAGGAGAGGUUGGGGACUGGAAGAAUAUCUUCACUGUGGCCCAGAAUGAGAGAUUUGAAGAGGAGUAUAAUCAGUGGAUGUCCAGACUGUCCCCACGUUUUCGCACUGAACUUUGAAAUAAUAUGACGCGUACAUUCUCCAUGUUAUGAUUUGCACCUGUCAGCCUUGUGAAGAACCGAUUCAGAAAAUCUGUUCAAAAUGUAUAAAACUAGAAAUAAAUUUAGUGUAUAAUGAAUGAGAGAACUUUAUUCCAGUGGCCAGGCAACUCAUAAACAAGCACUAAUGACAGAAGUCCAGUAAUUGUUUGUAUCCAUAUGCUGCUGCAUGAUAAAAGUUUAAUAAUGCUGGCAUGUCUAUGUCUUUGUCUAUGUCGCUCUUUCUGUGCCUGUGUUCUUUAAGCUGCUAUUACUGAGCCCUGAACCAAUGCAGCAAAACCUAACCCAAAGUGUAUAUUAUCCUUGCCUAUGAAUGAGACAAAUAGAUAAUGUAUUAUGCACAUAUAUUUCUUUUUUAAAUCUGCCUUUAGCUCUGCUGCUUUGUUCACAGAAUAAAAAGUCA